Pocillopora verrucosa is the source of this 1478-nucleotide messenger RNA. Lineage: Eukaryota; Metazoa; Cnidaria; Anthozoa; Scleractinia; Pocilloporidae. The record is from RefSeq and is a predicted model, not a curated record.
UUAGAAAGUCUAGAACAAUGCACCUAAAUUUAGGGAAAUGAGGUAACAUACAGUAUAAAUACGACUACCCAAAACAAUGAUCUAGCAGUUUCAUUCUAGUCAGACUGAAAUCAAGCGGCCGUCCAUCGAUAAAAGUAAGGAUAAUUAAAGGAACACGUCGUCACAAACAUGGACAACGAAGGAUUGAUUUGUGAAAACUGCAACAGAAGAGUUCCCUCAGAAAAUUACGAAAUGCACUUUGUACACUGCAAAAGAAACCUCAAAUUGUGUUCGCUGUGCGGAGAAGCGAUACAAAGAAGCAGAGAGAAAGAACACUUCGAGGAAAAUCAUGUGGAAAUAAACUGUGUUCAGUGCGGACAAAAAACAACGAGAAGUGAAGAAGGCAAUCAUUUGGCUUACGAGUGUGGAAAGCGACCAAUUACUUGCCAUUAUUGUGAACUGAGGCUACCCAGAGAAAGAAUGUCAGAGCACCAGGAAUUUUGCGGAUCCAGAACGGAAUUCUGCCACAAGUGUAGUCGAUAUGUUUUGGUUAGGGACUUUAUGGACCAUGAUAGCGCAUGCGACGGGGGAAUAAACAAUCGGCAACACGAUUUGCCUGUGUCUUUGCCUUGUGAAUUCUGUGGAUCGCUGAUUCAGCAAGAUGAACUUGAUGCUCAUCAACGUGAAUGCCAGCGUCUAGAGGAAACAGAAGGUUCUCAAAUCCCUCUCGUUGUAGAAGAUAGCGAUGGUGUGUUUCGUGAAAUGGUACGAACGCCUGACAAUUUCACAAGCUCGGACUCGUAUGACGAUAUCGAAACCGAAAGUGAAGACAACAGCAUUGUUGCUCUGCCUUGUGAAAUCUGUGGCGAACUGUGUCCGUCUGAUAAAUUGAUGGAACACCAGGAACAAUGUAUCCUAGAGGGAGAAGGCGUUCAGGGUUCUGGUUCACCCUCCGAAAACGAAGAACCUUUGCACAGAAGCGAUCGAUCUCACUUCCGGUUCUCGAGACUUCAUCAGAAUCCGAUGGACAACGAGAGAGAAGAUGACCCCUUCACUUUUGCGAAUUUUACAAUGGAAGGAGUCCCUUAUGAUCUCAUGGCAAACAUUUUCCGCGACCUGGAAGAUCGACGAUGGCCAUUUGAAAUGAUGAGGAAUAUGUGGUCGUGAACUUGACCGACAAAAUUGAUUAUGUAAGAGCUGAAAUAUGCAAAUUUAACCCGUGUUUGUGUAUCUCAAGUUCGAGUACAUGUAAAAUGUUUUUUUCUUGUCGUGUUUUUGAAAAAGUAUGUCAAAAUAGAAAACAUUGUAACUCGAACCUUUUCAAUACAGCUACUUAUUCUACUUCCCUUUUAAUACCGAAUAUUUGUAUGAGGUGGGUUUCGGAGCUUCUAAAAUAUUAAACUGAGUACUCCUUGGUUGUAUUUGAAUAAACGCAGUAAAUGUCAAACCUCAACCCGUUCACUGCUUCUGUAUCUAGUUACUAUAAGAAGUGUUAAAGA